This is a messenger RNA of Agrilus planipennis (emerald ash borer), 1024 nucleotides long. Its product is annotated as NADH dehydrogenase [ubiquinone] flavoprotein 2, mitochondrial. NCBI's taxonomy places the organism in Eukaryota, Metazoa, Arthropoda, Insecta, Coleoptera, Buprestidae. Gene Ontology annotation, biological process: mitochondrial electron transport, NADH to ubiquinone. Gene Ontology annotation, molecular function: NADH dehydrogenase activity. The record is from RefSeq and is a predicted model, not a curated record. The coding region runs from base 152 to 883 and encodes 243 amino acids. The transcript is spliced from 6 exons.
CAAACCGUCCGGAGCCACUGCCUAUCAUAUUAUGUAAACUGAAGACUGCAGUUAUUGCUAAUUUUUAAUAUUAUUGAAAACAGUCGUAAGCAAGAUUAUUAAUCGUCAGCGGUUAUUAACAGGUUCUGCGAUAGAGAUACAAAGUACAGAGAUGUUGUCAACAAUCAGAAGCAUAAAAUUAAAAUGGAGCCCAAUUUUUACACGAACUAUUCAAACUUUUCCAUGUUUAAAACACGACACUAUGUUUGUACAUAGAGAUACUCCAGAAGAUAAUCCUGAUAUUCCCUUUGAAUUUACUGAUGAUAAUAAAAAAAGAAUACAAGCAAUUUUAGGGCUUUAUCCUGAAGGUCAUAAAAGAGGAGCCAUGAUGCCCUUAUUAGAUCUUGCUCAGAGACAAGUUGGUGGGUGGUUACCGUUGUCUGCUAUGCAUAAAGUUGCUGAAAUAUUAAAUUUACCUAGAAUGAGAGUAUAUGAAGUAGCUACAUUUUAUACAAUGUUUAUUAGAAAACCUGUUGGCAAAUAUCAUGUUCAAGUAUGCACCACAACUCCAUGUUGGUUAAGAGGUUCAGAUGAAGUGCUAAAUACUAUUAAGAGUGAAUUAAAUAUAAAGGUAGGAGAAACAACCACUGAUAAAUUGUUUACACUCUCUGAAGUAGAAUGUUUAGGUGCUUGUGUUAAUGCACCUAUGGUCCAAAUUAAUGAUGAUUAUUAUGAAGAUUUGACUGUAGAAGAUACUAAAUCAAUUUUAAAUGAUUUAAAGCUUGGGAAAAGACCUGCACCAGGGCCAAGAAGUGGAAGAUAUGCAUGUGAACCAAGAGGAGGAUUAACAUCACUCACCAGUGAGCCACCCGGUCCAGGUUUUAAAGUUAGGCCCGAUUUAUAAGUAUUAUAAAUUUUCUGUAAAUUUUAGUUAUAUAGUACAAUAAAAAUGGAAGUUAACUGAAUGGUGCUAACGUUUAUCGAAACUACACUUCAGAUAUGUACACUACAGGAUAAAUGGUUGUAUAAAGUAAAAUUUGUUGGU